CCCGCCGCGCACGCAGCCGGCCCCGGCUCCUGGCGCCCCGCUCCCCGCGCCCCGCCGCCGCCGAGCGAAGCGGGCUGGGCUUGGAGCUGCUUAUGGAGAAAGUGCCGGGCGAGAUGGAGAUUGAGCGCAGGGAGCGGAACGAGGAGCUGUCCGAGGCGGAGAGGAAGGCGGUGCAGGCUACGUGGGCCCGGGUCUAUGCCAACUGCGAGGACGUGGGGGUGGCCAUCCUGGUCAGGUUCUUUGUGAACUUCCCUUCAGCCAAGCAGUACUUCAGCCAGUUCAAGCACAUGGAGGAGCCCCUGGAAAUGGAGCGAAGCCCCCAGCUGCGGAAGCAUGCCUGCCGGGUCAUGGGGGCCCUCAACACUGUCGUGGAGAACCUGCAUGACCCCGACAAGGUGUCGUCGGUGCUUGCCCUCGUGGGCAAAGCCCACGCCCUCAAGCACAAGGUGGAGCCCGUGUACUUCAAGAUCCUUUCUGGGGUCAUUCUGGAAGUGAUCGCCGAGGAAUUUGCCAAUGACUUCCCACCUGAGACGCAGAGAGCCUGGGCCAAAGUGCGAGGCCUCAUCUACAGCCAUGUGACUGCUGCCUACAAGGAAGUGGGCUGGGUACAGCAGGUCCCCAACGCCACCACGUGAGGAGGCGGCCCUCCAGCCACGCUGCCCUCUUCGGGGCCAUAGGACCCUCCCCCCCCCCACCCGCUCCCUGGCAGCACUUUGAGCAGAAGGCCAAGUUCUGAAGACCGUCCUUGACCCUCCAUAUCUGGGUGCCAAGGAAGCUGGAGGAACCCUGACUCAUCCUGGAAGGAAGCCUCCACCGUGGCCGCAGUCCCCCUGGAGCUGCUGGGAGGUGGCGCUGGCUGCCUGGAUGCUGACCCCAGCAUGGCGGGCAGACAGGGGACCCUUCCUCCUUGCAGAGCCGGGCCCACUCUUGUUAGCUUUUCUACUCACUGUUAGAGAGAGACCCAGCUGAGCAUCUGGCGGGAAGCAGGGACAGGUGUAUGAAUCGCUCUGGAAAUAAGCCUGCCCCGUUUCUAUCUGCCCGACCAGCAUGCAGGUCUCCACUUCACCAUCUAGACUGUCACGCACACACAUCUACCGUAUAUACAGAUAUAUUCUAUAUACAACCUCUAUAUAAAUAUAUAUAUAUACACACACACAUACAUAUCUAUAACGUGUAUCUGAGGGGUCCAGAAACCUCGGUUCUGCCCACCUGCGUGGGGAGCAGUGAGGGUCCUGGUCAUUUCAUGAUUCCGGGCAGAGAACAGAGUGUUCAGGCAGAGGUGGAGUCACACUGCAGCACAGAGGAUCUGGGCCUGGAUGGGCAGAGUUGGGGUGACCCAGCCUGCCGGCAAAGUCCAACCCAUUCUCUCUAGUCAGCUCCCCACAUUCCUGCUUUCCACUUCUAGACAAAAAGGAUCUGGCUUCCCCCACCCCCUCCAAGGAUUUGGCUCACUGACUUGCUCACUGAAGGGCAGGGCAGAGGGGCCCAGAAGUUCCCCACGGUUGACUGCACUGGGGGAGGGGCCUUAGAAAAGAAACCUCAGAUGCCAGCCCCACCUGCCUUUGCCACUGAGACAGCCCUGGGGGGACCCAGGCUGCUCUUACUGAUGCCUUUGUCCCACCCCUCAGCUCUGAGGGCCGAGGGCCUUCCCCUCCCCGCCCCUCCUCCUGGCUGGCAGUCGGCCCUGUCCAUCCAUCUGUGUCAGCCUUGCUGGGGACCCCCAUGUGUGACCCUUGGUCACGUGUAUUGUCCUCAAGGAUGUUUUGCUGCUGUGGCUACUGUGCCUGUGUCCCCUCCUGUCCCAUCCUCGUGCAAUCACCAUGUAACAGCCUGUCCUCCUUUUGUAGUUUCUGAUGUUUGUAACCAAACCCAGCUGUGUCAUUAAACAGACCCAUUCUUGCUGUA
Molecule: messenger RNA, 1905 nt
Organism: Galeopterus variegatus (Sunda flying lemur)
Lineage: Eukaryota; Metazoa; Chordata; Mammalia; Dermoptera; Cynocephalidae
Gene: CYGB
Product: cytoglobin
Exons: 4
Coding region: 93-635 (180 amino acids)
Biological process (GO): oxygen transport
Molecular function (GO): iron ion binding; oxygen binding; heme binding
Source: RefSeq, a predicted model, not a curated record